UUGAGCUGUUGGAUGCUGUUCAUUCUGUACUGAUAGUGUCCGGUCCAACCGGGCAAAACAACCUAGCGCGAAACAACCUAGGGCGAACAGGAUUUCAGGCAAAACAACCCGAAACCGUCCACACCAGACAUCUAUAUCUGUCAAAAUGUCUAAAGUCUGGAGUCAGGGCCAGAGGAAACUUCGGCUAAUUCCAGGGGUGCAGAGAGUUUAAAUUCACCCUGGAACCAAUGUGACAACCAUUGAUGCCUUCAGUGGAUAUGAGAGCUUACAACCGUUAUGGACCCAGGUGUACAAAAUCAAGGAAAUUGUCACAGGCAUCAUGAAUGAACAUCCUGGUGGAGUUCAUAUGAUAUGCUUUUCACAGGGUGGAUUGGUUUGUCGUGGUCUACUCUCGGUAACCAGACACAAUGUUGACACAUUCAUAUCCCUGAGUUCACCACAGGCAGGCCAAUAUGGAGACACUGCCUAUCUGAAGUAUCUGUUUCCACAUUUUGUAAAAAAAGAAAUUUACAGGUAUUUCUACACCAGUUUUGGACAACAUUGGUCUGUUGGUAACUAUUGGCAUGAUCCACAUCAUGAAGAACUAUACAGAAAUCAGUCUGUGUUCCUGGCACUGCUGGACAAUGAUACAAACUCGGCACACAAUAUAGAUUUCAAGAAUAAUUUUCUACGCCUAAAGAAUCUGGUUUUAAUUGGUGGACCUCAUGACCAAGUGAUUACUCCCUGGCAGUCGAGUCAAUUCGGAUUCUUGAAUGGAACAGAACAUAUCUUAGAAAUGCGGCAACAGCAGUUUUAUGUGAAGGACUCCUUUGGAUUGAAGACAUUGGACAGAAGAAAGGCAAUCCAUACAUACACUAUACCAGGGAUAGAACAUGUGAUGUGGUACCGAGAUCAGAAAGUAUUUGACUGUUGUAUCAAACACUGGCUCACAUAGAUAAAAUGAAAUCUUGGGAUAAAACACACACACUGUUUUGUUGAAGACUGACUUGAAGUUGGUCAUUGUUUUAAGCAACUAGUCUGAUGAGAUAUUGAUCUGAGAUUAAUGAUUUGUAGUUAUUGUUUUUUUCUUUCCUAUAUAUUUAUUCAUCAAGCACUUGUAAAAUGAUGAAGAAUUGAUGUGAUCAGAAGAUGCUGGGAACAAAUAGUCAACCCAGGCACGAUUUUAUUUUCUUUGAAGUCAAUCAGUAUAGUCACCUCAUUGAAACACCGUUAUGGUCUGUUCCAUCUUAAAAUCUGAGUCGGAAUUGUAAAUGUCUGUAUAGUGAAUUAAUCACAAGUAGGUUUUGAUAAAGUUUGUAAACUAUUGAUCAACUGUCAUCUGUCUGAAGACAAAGGUGAUCACUUAACAUUGUCAUAAAUUUUGAAGAAUCUGUAUUUCCUCUACGUUUUUUGAUAUGCCUUAUGAAUAUGUAUAAGCCUACGUCAGCAGGUAUCACCAUAUACCGAUGCUUAUAUUGUGUUUGUACCUCUACAACAGUUUAAACAUUCCAUACUUUUACCUUCUGUCGCUGUUAGCAUGGGUAUACACCUAAAUAUGUAUAGUAUGUCUUGUACACUAUGUUCUGUUAAUAUUUGUAGAAAUUAUUAUUGAAAUUAAAUAUCAUGUAUAUUCAGGUUAAUAACAAGGUCACAUUUUAGAUUGAUCAUAUCAUGAUCUAGACAUACAGUUUAACAAUUGUGUAAAUAUUGUGUCUAUGUCGAUUGUAUUACAGGUGCACGACCUAAAAACUAGACUAUACAGUGGAUCCAUCAAGUUAGUUUAAAAAAAAAGUAGAUUUAAUUUUCAACAAGCUAACAUUCAAGUAAUAUUUUUCUAAAUAAAAGCAUUUUGAAAAUCCAAAUUUCUAGAAUACCUAUGGCAAGAAUAUCAUGUAUGCCUCGCUGUGAUUUUACAUGUGUGAUGCUGCUGCUUGCUUUUACAUUAAUUGUGUGUUAGACAUGUGCUUGUUAUUACAACUUGUUACGAAUACCCCACCUGUACUACCAUAGGGAAUUAUAGGUUUGCCCUCCAUCAACUGGUGUGUCACUUUGUCCGAGACAUAUAUCUGAUAUACUUCAACUACUUUUGAGGACAACUCGUACACAUUUUACACCUUUGUGUGCAUACACUUCACUAGUUAUUUGACUGAUGAAGGUGACAGUGUACAU
Mizuhopecten yessoensis (Yesso scallop) is the source of this 2148-nucleotide messenger RNA. RefSeq names its product lysosomal thioesterase PPT2-A-like. Gene Ontology annotation, molecular function: palmitoyl hydrolase activity; thiolester hydrolase activity. Gene Ontology annotation, cellular component: lysosome. The record is from RefSeq and is a predicted model, not a curated record. NCBI's taxonomy places the organism in Eukaryota, Metazoa, Mollusca, Bivalvia, Pectinida, Pectinidae. The transcript has 10 exons. Bases 320 to 934 code for a protein of 204 amino acids.